Molecule: messenger RNA, 1320 nt
Organism: Danio rerio (zebrafish)
Lineage: Eukaryota; Metazoa; Chordata; Actinopteri; Cypriniformes; Danionidae
Gene: psma6l
Product: proteasome 20S subunit alpha 6, like
Biological process (GO): protein catabolic process; ubiquitin-dependent protein catabolic process
Cellular component (GO): cytoplasm; nucleus; proteasome core complex
Source: RefSeq, marked provisional
CGACGAGCUUCACCUUCAGCUGCAGCUUUUCUUCUGUCAAUCAGUCAUCGAUAAAGCGUGUUUUCAGGAUGUCUCGGGGCUCGAACGCGGGGUUUGACCGACACAUCACCAUCUUCUCCCCCGAGGGACGCUUAUAUCAAGUCGAAUAUGCGUUUAAGGCCAUCAGUCAGAGCGGACUGACCACGGUGGGCAUCAGAGGAGUGGACUGUGCAGUUCUGGUCACGCAGAAGAAAGUGUCGGACACACUCCUGGACGCCUCUACAAUGACAAACAUGUUUCGCAUCACUCCACGCAUCGGCUGCGUCAUGACUGGACAUUACGCUGACAGUCGCUCUCAGGUUCAUCGUGCGCGUAUCGAGGCUGGCGAGUGGAAGUAUAAGUUCGGCUAUGAUGUGCCGGUGGACGCUCUGUGCCGGCGUCUGGCUGAUCUGUCUCAGGUCUACACACAGAACGCAGAGAUGAGGCCGCUGGGCUGCUGCAUGAUGCUGAUCUCCAUGGACCCCCAGAAGGGCCCCAUGCUGUAUAAGUGUGACCCGGCGGGAUACUUCUGCGGCUUCAGGGCCACCAGUGUGGGAGUCAAGCACACCGAGGCCAACAGCUACCUGGAGAAGAAGAUCAAGAAGAUGCAGAAGAAGAAGGAGGAGGUGGAGCUGGACUUUGACAGCAGCGUGCAGAUGGCGAUCUCCUGCUUGUCUUCUGUUCUCUGCAUGGACUUUAAGUGCACUGAGCUGGAGGUGGCCGUGGUCACUAAAGAAAACCCUAAAUUCAGGACUCUGUCAGAAGUGGAGAUCGAGCGUCAUCUGGUUGCAAUCGCAGAGAGAGAGUGAUCAGUGUGUGUGUGUGUGUGUGUGUGUGUUUUCUACUUUUACACUGCUCUGUUACUCCACACCCUCAGUCCAGACACCAGCAGACUCUCAAAUAAACCAAUAUUACUGUCCACCGUCAUCGUCUACUGCACUUACUGUACACACACACACACACUCUUCUGUUCUGGUACUGUGGUGAUUUUUGAAGCAGCGCUGUGUUUUCUCCACAUGAUGGCGACACUUGCUCAUGUCCUGUGGACUUAAUUCAAAUGCAUCUUUGUAGAGAUUAUUUUACUGACAAACCCACAACACACUGACCAGAGCUUUAAUGAAGUGUACAGACAUUUACAAAUAAACCCGGAUUUUGGACUUUUCUAGUUGAUUUGUGUGGAGCUUUUGCUGUUUACUAUAUAUACAGUCCAGAGAUUCCUCAUGAACAUCUUCAGGUCUCCUCAUGUCCACACACACCUUCAUAUUACAAUAAGAAUAAAGCACAAAUGACUUUAUUAAAGAA